Messenger RNA from Stegastes partitus (bicolor damselfish), 4081 nucleotides. It is a transcript of the gene opcml, whose product is annotated as opioid binding protein/cell adhesion molecule-like. The transcript is spliced from 7 exons. The coding region runs from base 241 to 1272 and encodes 343 amino acids. NCBI's taxonomy places the organism in Eukaryota, Metazoa, Chordata, Actinopteri, Pomacentridae. The record is from RefSeq and is a predicted model, not a curated record.
UAUCGACACGGACACUAUUUCAUAACAAGCCUGUUUACUUGGAGCAAAACCAGGGCGACCGCAGUUCCAGUCGGCUGCUGCUGCUGCUGCUGCUGCUGCUGCGUCUGGUUCGUGGAGUGGAAUUUGCGGUCCGCAGCUUAAGACGCACACACAAAAAAAAACAGACGAAGAAGAAAAAAAAAGGAAUUAUCCUCAAGUUUUCCUGGAAGUUGCGCGGUUGAUAGAAAGAAAACAACAAACAUGGGAAUUUGUGGCUAUCUGGCAGUGCCUGGGAAAUGCCUUGUCGUCCUCGGACUUAAAUUGUUAUUCCUUGUACCUGCAGGAGUUCCAGCCAGAAGCGGGGAUUCAGUAUUAAAGGACAACAUCACCGUCAGACAGGGGGACAGCGCCGUCUUAAAAUGCAGUGUGGACGGCAAAGUCUCACGAGUGGCAUGGCUCAAUCGCACCACCAUUCUAUUUGCAGGGAGUGAGAAGUGGUCUCUGGACCCUCGCGUCAUCCUGAUGGAAAACACAGCAGUCACAGAGUACAGCAUCAAGAUCCAAAAUGUUGACGUCCACGACGAGGGGCCAUAUGUCUGCUCCAUCCUCACAAACAAGAAACCAAAAUCCACAAAGGUACAUCUCAUCGUUCAAGUACCCGCCAGGAUCACGAACAUAUCGAAGGAUGUCACAGUGAACGAGGGCAGCAACGUCAAUCUUAUGUGCCUGGCUGUCGGUCGACCUGAGGCCAACAUCAUAUGGAAGCAUCAUUCGCCAAGGGGUACCCAUAAAUUUGUGACAGGCGGGGAACAUCUGGAGCUGACAGCCGUCACCAAAGAGCAGUCGGGAUCGUACGAAUGCAUCGCCUCUAAUGACAUCUCGAGCCCUGACGUCAGGACAGUGCAAGUCACCGUGAACUAUCCACCCUUUAUUUCCAAGGCGAGGAGUACGGGUACUCCGGUUGGACAAAAAGGGGUCCUACAAUGCGAAGCCUCUGCUGUCCCGAGGGCAGAUUUUGAGUGGUACAAAGAAGACCGCAGGCUCCUCAAUGGACUUAAUGGGGUUAAGAUAGAGAAUCAAGGUAAACAGUCGAUGCUCAUCUUUUUCAACGUCUCUGAAGAAGAUUACGGGAACUACACUUGUGUUGCCAUGAACAACAUGGGAAUCACUAACGCCAGUAUAAUCCUCUACGGUCCGGGCGCAAUGCAUGAUGUGAACGGGGCGGCGGUGUUGCCCCGUUGCUCCGUAUGCCUCCUGCUGACUGUAACCUUACUGUACCUGCUCAAGUUCUGAUGCGAAAUGUGACUACCUUCAAGCAUUGAAUGGCAAGAACAGACUAUUAGUGCUACAAGAAGAAUGGAAAUCCAAGUUUGCCAGUGGUACAUCCUUAGUUUUCUUUCUUUUUUUAUUUUCUCCUGUUUUUCUUUCUUUCUUUCUUUCUUUCUGGCUUUGCAUUGGAGUCUGUUCUAUGUUGGCUCGCCGAGAGUGAGAGGUAUCAAUCCGAGGAAGGGAAAAAUUUGAAUCAUGCACUAAUUUGACGAUGGUAGAACUACUGAGUUGGUGUCUCCCCGAAACCUUUUUUUUGUAUGUGAAAAGGGAAAAAAGAAAAAAAAAUACAUGUACCUGUUGAUAGUUGACUGUUUAUUGCCCAAUAUUGAAGUGUACAUUCAGAUUAUUAUUAUUGUGUCACGUCCUGUUCAAUAUCUGUACAAAACCAUUACGCUUUUUUAAGUAAACGACAAAAAAAAAAAGUAAAAAAUGCAAUGUGAUUGUUGAAUUUUACUGUAUUUUUACAGUUGUAUGCAAAACAGAAUAACUGAUCCUUCAUAAUAAACGAUUCCGAAUAAAUAGUACACCAUGAUUUCUCAGGCAAGGUCCUACAGCAUAGUGCAUCCAAAUUUUUAUUUCCAUUGUAGUGUAUGUAGAAAAUGUACAAACGUGUACAGACAAUUCCUGCACUGUUGUUUUUCAAAAUGCAUACACUUAUCAAAUGGCAUUUUUUGAAACACCUAAUCACGGUUUCAUAGCAGCUUCAUGGCAUGUUCAUACCGACAAUCUGAAAUAAGAUUCCCAGGCUCGUUCACGCAAAGCAUCUACUGUCGCAAACUGAGCUUAUGCUUGUCUGACGGCGCCCAGUGUCAGCGCUGGUGGUAUCAUUCACGUGUCAGGUUAGCGGGUGGUCUAACGAGUAACUAAACUGACUUCUCUCAAGGUGCUGCUGUUAAUUUAAGAAGCUACAUUUAAUUUGUGAAAGUUUUCCUAACCUCAGUCUUCAUUUUAAAGUUGUUGCUAAAAAAAAUCGCCCCCCGGAUUUUAAAAAAACAAAAUAAAAGCACACAUAAAGAGUAGUUUUUACUUUCCUCAGGCAGCCACAGUGGUUCUUGUGUUUCCUUGGUUGAGCAGUAGACCUUUAUGCAACUGAAACGUUUUGUUCUGAUUCAUGGAGUCAAACAGGUUGCUGCUUAUCACGCUCAUGUCGCUUCUUUUUUUUCUACUGAAUGCAAUUUACAUGUGAAUAGAGGGAUUUAAUGGCCCGUGCCUGUGUUUUUGCAGCUUAUUUUCUAAAAGCGAAAUGUGUCUUUUUUUACUGCCCAUGCAGUCGUUCCUCUCCACCCUUAUCUGUACGGUGCUUCUUUUUUUGUUAAUUUAUUAUAUUUUUUUAAUUUGUUUUCUUCUUAAAUUAUGCUCAUUAUUUGUAUUAUUCUUUCCUGUUAAUCUAACUUUAAUAUUGUUAAGUAAUCAUUGUGUGGUAAUAUGAGUGAAAAGCAUAAACUGUAUUAGCAAUGCCACGCUACAAUAACAUAACUGUGAAAAAGACUAAAAGCAGACAUUAUAUUACUCACCUGUAUCUCAAGCAUACAUCUGUAAAUUGAUUUAGUACAUUUAUUUACAUAUAUAGUAUGCACAUUUUGUUAUAAUCGAGGUUUGUACUCAAACUUGCUGUCAGUUAACCAGAAAACAGGUGUUUUCUAGUAUUUAUCCCACGAGUAUUUUAAACGUGAUGUGUUGGAAAAGCUAGAUAGACUUAAGAGCUCCUUCAAUUUUCAAUAGUUUUGAACAUUCUUUUUUUUUUUCCCCCAAAAAAAAAACCCCUCUGCACACAGUUCCAGUCAAGCCCACAGAUAACGCAAGCAAGUCAUCUUGUAUGAAUGUUCCGUGUAGCUGCUAUGAAGCUUUUUCUUUCAGAUGUUGUGAAUGUGUGCUUUUAACCUGGUUUGCCCCGAGAUAAACAGCGGAUGCUGUUCUCGAGCCUGCAGGAGUGAUGGUUGUGUUCCGUGGUUGGUGGAUGAAUUUUCAAGGGACAUUUUUCAGUCUGCCUCUGCCCCAAGUGACGAGAAUAUACCUAGAGCACAAGUGAUCGCUAAUGUGAUGUUCUUCUAUUGUCCAGUUCACUCCUCUGCAUACCUAUGAGUUAGAAGACAACAGGGACGAGGCCGAUGUACGUGGGAAUGCUUUUGUUGUAUUCAUAUGUUAAGUUAUGUGCUUGUGAUGAUGGUGAACCAGUUAGCUGAGGUCUAUGUCACAGGAUGUGAAAUCAGUUUUUUGGGGGGAGGUGUUUGCAAAAAAAAAAAAACACAGACAGAGGGGGGAUACAGACGCCUGAUAAACUGACAGGUUACUGUCGCCUCUUUUCAUCCCAGAUAGAUGAUCAUGAAAAAUAUUGAUGUCAAUAAGCUUGAAUGAAUUUGUUUCAAAUCCCUAUUAAAAGAAGAACUGAUACUGGAAUUUACUUAAGUUGUAUUUUUGCAUGACACCAUGACAGAGACAACAAUGCAAGUUUGUUUUGUUUUUAUGGUUUAAUGAUUUUAGGUCCACGCAUUUCACAUUAUCUAUAAACCUCCUUGAUGCAUAAUUCUCUGGGCAUUUUAAAAACUGCAGUAUUUACCAUUCACUUGUCAUUUACUAUGUUUUGUCUCCCCGUAAAACAUUUUAUUUUUUUUUACAAUGUACAAUCCCACUGAUGGUUGCAUUGUGAAUCUGUUUGAUAUGUUUUCUGCCAUAACUGGAGGUCGAGCAUACAGUAGUCACUAUUGUGGUAUGUAGUCAUCGUAUCAUUUGAUUGAGAGAUUGCAAAAAUGUCCAUAAACUGGUUAAAUGUGUA